GUUACAACAACAGUCUGAACCAGCGUCGUUCGCUGAACCCAGAACUGGCCUUCAUCCCUGUUCGACCAGUAGUAGCUGCUUCAGAGCCUGCUAAUACCAUCAAGAAUUGGACCUAGUGCCUUGCUGUCUUUCCUAUCUCUCUUAGUUUUUCGUGCUCUUGUUGGAUCACGACUCAGGAGAUGAUGGUGAGAAGAGGGCUUUGGAGGAGACUGCUGUUGUUGGUCAAUCUGUUGAGCCUUAUGGAGCUCAUUGGCUCCUGUGGCUCUCCUGAGGUUUGCAAUACGGUUUUACUACCUGGACCUAAAGGAGACAAGGGGGAAGCUGGAGACGUUGGAGAGCAGGGGACCCAGGGGAAGCUCGGGCCCCCAGGAGCCCAAGGGGCCACAGGAGAGACUGGUCUUCUGGGAGAGCCUGGUCACAUGGGAAAGAUGGGGCCAAUAGGAGACAGAGGUGAGAAAGGUGUUACGGGCUGGACUGGACCAUCUGGAAUACAAGGAAAACCUGGUACAACCUGUGACUGUGGGAGGUACCGGAAGGUGGUGGGACAGCUGGACAUCAACAUCGGACGACUGCAAAACGCUCUCAAAUUUAUAAAGAACGUGCUCUUGGGCCUGAGGGAGACGGAGGAGCGCUACUACCUGCUGGUGACAGAGUCCCGGGCCUUCGAGGAGGCCCUGGUCAGCUGUCGGCUCAGGGGCGGGGCGCUGGCCAUGCCCAAGACCAGGGACGCCAACCGCCUGCUGGCCGACUACGUCAGCGGCUCGGGUCUCACCGCCGUGUUCAUCGGCCUGCAGGCCCGGAGCGUGAACGGCACCAGGACCCAGGAGGAGUACGUCUUCGCGGACUCCAGCCCUCUGGGGGGCUUCGCCGCCUGGGGCCCAGGCCAAGGGUCCCCCAGCGGCACCAACAACUCCAGCUGCGUGGAGUUGCUCGACACCGGCAGCUGGGCCCCCGCGGCCUGCCACCUCGCCAUGUUCUACAUCUGUGAGUUCCCCAAGACCAGGAGAAGAGUUGGCGCUGCUGGUUGAGGAGGCGGAGGUGGAGGUAGUGGUGGUGCUGGUGGUAGUGCUGAUGCUGGUGGUAGUGGUGGUGCUGUUGCUGGUGGUAGUGGUGGUGGUAGUGUUGCUGGUGGAGGAGGUGGUGUUGCUGGUGGAGGAGGAGGGGGUGGUGGUGCCACGCAAGGUUGAUGGGAGGAGUGGACUGAUGAGCGGAGAUGCCAAAGGGGGCUCCUCCUUUGGAAUCCAAGAUGGCCGUCUAACUGUAGACACGCCAACUGCGAUUUGUUUGUUGCUCCAUUUUCCCUCUCUUUUUACUCGAUGUGAUGUUUACACUGCAACUGACCCCACAAGCUUGACAUUUUAAAAGCCAUGGACAAAUUAACCCUUUCAUGGAUUGUUCUCGCACUCUGUUAUUAUUUUCAUGAAAAUA
Gadus macrocephalus (Pacific cod) is the source of this 1428-nucleotide messenger RNA. RefSeq names its product collectin-10-like. The transcript is spliced from 7 exons. The record is from RefSeq and is a predicted model, not a curated record. NCBI's taxonomy places the organism in Eukaryota, Metazoa, Chordata, Actinopteri, Gadiformes, Gadidae. Bases 180 to 1028 code for a protein of 282 amino acids.